Messenger RNA from Cordyceps militaris CM01, 957 nucleotides. RefSeq names its product metalloprotease 1. Lineage: Eukaryota; Fungi; Ascomycota; Sordariomycetes; Hypocreales; Cordycipitaceae. Gene Ontology annotation, molecular function: metallopeptidase activity. The record is from RefSeq and is a predicted model, not a curated record. The transcript is spliced from 3 exons. The coding region runs from base 1 to 957 and encodes 318 amino acids.
AUGCUUCUUUCUACCCGCCUCGUUGCCGCCGUUCUGGCCGCCCUACCCCUGGCCGCGGCCUACCCUCCGGAGCUCGCCCGCAGCACGCGCGAGUUCUGCCAGAGCGAGCCCAGCCCGGCGCUGCUCGCGCUGCACGAGAAGAUUGUCACGGGCGACCAGCCGACGCUGGACAAGAUUGCGCAGGGCGAGGAGAUUAUUGCCGACGCGCUCGCCAAGGGCGACGCCGGCCUGCACGGGCGCACCACCGGCAUGACCGUCACCAAGCGGGAGACGGGCGAGCUGAUAACCCUCGACGCGUGGUUCCACGUCGUCUACAACUCCAACUCGACCGCCGGCGGCUACAUCCCGCCGGCCAAGCUCCAGGAGCAGCUCCAGGUGCUCAACAAGGCGUACGACCCGAGCAACCUCGGCUUCCGGCUCGUGGGCAGCACGUACACGGAGAACGCGGCGUGGGCCAACGACCCGGACGGCAACGAGACGCCGAUGAAGACGGCGCUGCACCGGGGCGACUCGCGCACGCUCAACCUGUACUUUGUGCCGGGCCUCGGCAACGGCGGCGUCUGCGUCUUCCCCAACAUGAACGCGUACGGCAACGAGGCGCUCGCGCUCGACGGCUGCAUGGUCGGCACCUUUUCCCUGCCCGGCAACAAGGGGCCCUUCAACAUGGGGCUCACCGCCGUCCACGAGGUCGGCCACUGGUUCGGCCUGCUGCACACCUUCCAGGGCGGCUGCGACGCCGUCCGCGGCGACUUCAUCGCCGACACCCCCGCCGAGAGGACCGCUAAUGUCGCCGUCUGCCCCGCCGGCCGCGACACCUGCCCGGAGCUGCCCGGCCUGGACCCGAUUGAGAACUACAUGGACUACUCCAACGAUGCUUGCUACAACACAUUUACCCCCGGCCAGACCAGCCGCAUGCGCUCGCUGCUGGCGCUGGUUCGUCUCGGGCCUCUUUCUUAA